This is a messenger RNA of Marmota monax (woodchuck), 726 nucleotides long. It is a transcript of the gene Izumo3, whose product is annotated as IZUMO family member 3. The record is from RefSeq and is a predicted model, not a curated record. Lineage: Eukaryota; Metazoa; Chordata; Mammalia; Rodentia; Sciuridae. The coding region runs from base 1 to 726 and encodes 241 amino acids. The transcript has 7 exons.
AUGGGUGACCUGUGGUUACUCCUGCUCCUGCCACUGUCCCUGGAAGCCCUCCAUGGGGUCAAAGGCUGUUUGGAGUGUGACCCCAAAUUCAUAGAGGAUAUUAGGACCGUGCUGACAAAUCUGGUACCCUCAGAAGUCCCUGGCCGAAAUCAACUGCUUGAACGGCAGUUUAAGGAGACGAUCCAUUUAAGCUCCAAGGUCUCCCACGGGAACAAGAUGCUUCGGGUAUUGGCUGUUCAAAAGGUUGUCAAGUUGAGAACAUGGCUGAAGAACGAAUUUUAUAGACUGGGCAAUGAAACGUGGAAAGGUGUCUUUAUCUUUCAAGGCAAGCUUCUUGAGAUCCGCCAAAAACUGGAAUCCGAAGUGAAAGAAACAUUAACGGCCUUCUCUGAAGUUGCUUGUUCUGAAGAUUGCAUUGUGACUGAAGGUCCUGUCCUUGAUUGUUGGACUUGUCUUCGCAUCACCACCCGGUGCUUCAGAGGAGAAUAUUGUAGAGAAGAGGAUCCUAGGAAGGCUGAACAGCGAGAGAUUACAUUAUUUCUUGUAUUGCUGGCAGAAGCUGGAAUAUUGGCAAGUGCUGUGUUACUAUUCUAUAUGUGUGUCUCUCAUCGGAGGAAAAUGCAGACAAUACGAAAGACGCUAAAAAAAUAUUUGGAGAAGAAACUUGAAGAAUUAGUGGGGUCUGCAGAUGAGGAAGAGAGAAAAGAUUCUGGACCUAGAAAAUAA